AUCCCUCCCCAUUCUUUGACGUCAUGCUGACGUAGAGAGCUUUGAUUGGCCUAACGUCAGAUUUUCACAAAUUCCGGAAGAUAUGUUGCGGGGUUGUGCUUGCUUGAUGGCAAAGUUGGUUGUAAUACUUAAAGAUUACACUGUACAGUAUCAAGCCGACAACACUACAGACGUGAAGUUCCAACUUUCUGUGCUCUACUAGCCCAUUGAACGUCGUGGUCGUGAUUUUCGUUAUCCUGUGUUUUGUGUCCCAGGCUAGUUUAUCAACACGAUGUUUGAGAUAAAGAAGAUAUGCUGCAUUGGGGCUGGAUAUGUGGGGGGACCCACUUGCAGCGUUAUCGCUCAAAUGUGCCCCAAAAUCCGCGUCACUGUAGUUGACGUCAACGAGUCUCGAAUCAAAGCCUGGAACUCUGAUACACUGCCUAUUUAUGAGCCAGGCCUCAGUGAUGUGGUUUUCUCCUGUAGAGGUAAAAAUCUCUUCUUCUCCACUGACAUUGAUGCUGCCAUCAGAGACGCAGACCUGGUGUUCAUCUCUGUGAACACACCCACUAAGACAUACGGCAUGGGGAAAGGUCGUGCUGCUGAUUUGAAGUACAUUGAGGCUUGUGCUCGGCGCAUCGUUGAGGUGUCCAAUGGUUACAAGAUCGUCACAGAGAAAAGCACCGUGCCUGUCCGCGCAGCUGAGAGCAUCCGGAGGAUAUUUGAUGCCAACACCAAACCCAGCCUCAACCUACAGGUGCUGUCUAACCCAGAGUUUCUGGCCGAGGGGACAGCUGUGCGGAACCUGAAAGAGCCAGACCGUGUGCUGAUUGGUGGAGAUGAAACAUCAGAGGGUCAAAGGGCCAUCCGUGCUUUGUGCGCCGUCUAUGAGAACUGGGUCCCCAAAGCUCGUAUUAUCACCACAAAUACCUGGUCAUCUGAACUCUCCAAACUGGCUGCGAAUGCAUUCCUGGCCCAGCGCAUCAGCAGCAUCAACUCCAUCUCAGCGCUCUGCGAGGCCACCGGAGCAGACGUGGAGGAGGUUGCCAAAGCCAUCGGGAUGGACCAGCGCAUUGGCAGCAAGUUCCUCCAAGCCAGUGUGGGGUUCGGAGGGAGUUGUUUCCAGAAAGAUGUGCUGAACUUGGUUUAUCUGUGUGAGGCUUUGAACCUACCUGAGGUCGCAUCCUAUUGGCAACAGGUAAUCGACAUGAAUGAGUACCAGAGGAGAAGGUUCGCCAGCAGGAUCAUUGAUUGUCUGUUCAACACCGUGACGGGCAAAAAGAUAGCCCUGCUUGGCUUCUCCUUCAAAAAGGACACGGGAGACACCAGGGAGUCCUCCAGUAUACAUAUCUCUAAAUAUCUUAUGGAGGAGGGGGCAAAACUGCACAUCUAUGACCCUAAAGUACUCAAGGAGCAGAUCAUACAGGACCUCUCAGGAGACAACCCAGAAAGAGUGUCUGACCUGGUCACCGUGACGACUGACCCCUAUGAUGCGUGUGAUGGGGCCCAUGCUCUGGUCAUCUGCACAGAGUGGGACAUGUUUAAGGAUCUGGACUAUGAGAAGAUAUAUGGGCGCAUGCUGAAGCCAGCCUUUUUAUUUGAUGGACGGAGAGUUUUAGAUCACCUGAUCCCACGGCUCCAGAACAUCGGUUUCCAGAUCGAGAUCAUCGGUAAGAAAGUGACACCGGCCCGGAUUCCCUUCACCCCUCCUGCUGGAAUGACCCGCAUCUCCAUCAAUGAGCCUCCAACCAAGAAGGCCAAAGUCUGACGGGCUCCACACCGACUCUACUCUUACAGGGCCACACAACUCUGACGGGCUCCACACCGACUCUACUCUUACAGGGCCAAAGUCUGACGAGCUCCACACCGACUCUACUCUUACAGGGCCACACAACUCUGCAUUAGAGCUGUAAUCGCUCAUGUUGUACAGUAGUACAUAAACACACCAGCUAAAGACUCUUGAAAUACCCCUACAGACCUCAUCUCCUAGCUUUAAACUAGCAUUUCUCCCAUUUAAAACAGGCCACUGUUGAAACACAGAUUUUUAUUCCAGGUUAGUGGUGAGUGAUGUAUUCAUCAACAAACACCAUCCAAUCAUAAGUAUGAGGAAUAGAAACCAUGUAUUACUUGCCUGGGGUGGCAAUCCUUGGGUCAGAAUACGGUUAGUCUAGUCUACAUGUCAAGUUCUAGUUGAGAUUUAUAACACUCAAUACUAAUCGCAUAGAAUUAACUCCAAUGUCUGCCUUGUCUAAGAACACCGAUUUGUCAUCGUGUGUGUGUGCGUGCAUGGUUUUGUUCUUUUUUUAAUGAAAUCUUUUAUAUGGCAUGGAUUUUAUGAGAAUGCACAAAUUAAAGAUUGUAAUACUGGACCAAUCAGAUGAAAUGUCAUUAAACAUGUUGCAUCUUG
Molecule: messenger RNA, 2386 nt
Organism: Clupea harengus (Atlantic herring)
Lineage: Eukaryota; Metazoa; Chordata; Actinopteri; Clupeiformes; Clupeidae
Gene: ugdh
Product: UDP-glucose 6-dehydrogenase
Exons: 13
Coding region: 272-1747 (491 amino acids)
Biological process (GO): glycosaminoglycan biosynthetic process
Cellular component (GO): nucleus
Molecular function (GO): NAD binding; UDP-glucose 6-dehydrogenase activity
Source: RefSeq, a predicted model, not a curated record